GGCCGAUCAGCCCGAACCGGACCGACUGUGACUAGCCCAAACCACCUGCGAUCUGGCGGCUGCUGCUUCCACGCUUCCAUUCUCGCCGUCGCCCGAGAUCGCUAUGGCGGUGGCCGGAGGAACGAAAUGGAGCAUGAUCCGGCCUUUCUUGGUGCUCUUCCUCCUCCACACCCUCGCCAUCUACUUCUUCACCCGCGGAUUUCUUCUCACCCGUACCGAGCUCGACUCCUUCAGCCACUGCUCCGAUCUGGCUCAAUCUCCUUGCUCCCUCCCCUUCCCCAAUUCUCCUUCUGACGCUCCGGUCAAAUCCAAUUUUACGGCAGGUGAGAGACCCAAGGAUCGCGGUUGUUGGACUACGCCUUCGGUAGAUCGGCUCGUCAUCAUCGUGCUCGACGCGCUUAGGUUUGAUUUUGUUGCCCCUAGUACGUUCUUCAAAGAUAAAAAGCCCUGGAUGGACAAAUUGCGAGUGUUACAGAAGCUGGCCUCUGAGGAGGGACUGUCAGCCAGAAUUUUUAAGGCCAUUGCAGACCCUCCGACCACUAGCUUACAGAGGUUGAAGGGAUUAACAACGGGAGGACUUCCGACAUUCAUUGAUGUUGGCAAUAGUUUUGGAGCACCAGCAAUUGUGGAAGAUAAUCUGAUGCAUCAGUUGGUGAAAAAUGGAAAAAGGGUGCUGAUGAUGGGUGAUGACACAUGGAUGCAGCUGUUUCCUGAUCAUUUUAAUAUAUCUUAUCCUUACCCUUCCUUUGACGUGAAAGAUCUUGAUACAGUUGAUAAUGGUGUCAUUGAACAUUUGAUUCCAUCAUUGUACAAAGAAGAUUGGGAUGUACUCAUUGCUCAUUUCCUUGGUGUUGAUCAUGCUGGGCACAUAUUUGGCGUUGAGUCUGAACAGAUGAUAAACAAGUUGGAACAAUAUAACAGGAUUCUUGAGGAAGUUGUUAACGUGCUGAAGAACCAAUCUGGGGCAGGUUCCCUGCAUGAGAACACUUUUCUCAUUGUAAUGGGUGAUCAUGGCCAAACCACUAAUGGUGAUCAUGGCGGUGGUACAGCUGAAGAGGUGGAAACAUCAGUCUUUGCAAUGAGUUUAAAAAGCUCCCCAACUUCAAUAUCAUCUGUUCUGGAUUCAGAUUUCUGCCACCCUGAUUUGUAUGGGAAAAGGUUAUGCAUUGGCAUCUUUGAGCAGCUUGACUUUGCAGUAACUAUUUCAGCUCUCCUUGGUCUUCCAUUUCCUUUUGGAAGUAUUGGGCAUGUUGAUGCUGAACUGUAUGCAUUAAGUGCUCGUACAUGGGAAAGUGAAGGGACAAACACAGAUGGUUGUGAAGUAUUAUCAGAUUUGGCAGCAUGGAAGCAAAACUACUUAAAAGCUCUAUGCAUAAACAGCUGGCAGGUACAAAGAUAUAUUGAUCUCUACUCUACCACAUCAGUUAUCGGGUUGCCUUUGGAAGAUUUAUACCAUGUAGCUCAAUUGUACAGUGAAGCUCAGAGUAGCUGGUCAGAUACUAUGAACAUCAGUUGCUUACAUGGGGAUAUGGGCAACAAUAUUCUGGAUAGUUUAGAUUCCUCUUUUCAACAGCAAAUUGAUGCAUAUUCAAACUACUUACGAAGUGUUUCCAAGCUUGCUCGAUCAGCAUGGACUGAGUUUGAUUUAAGCUUCAUGGGUGUUGGCUUCAUUUUUAUGCUGAUUUCUCUUGGCUUUCACCUAGUAUCAAUUAGAAGAUUGAGCAUGCUCUGUCAACCCUAUUAUGGUGGGAUGGAUGUAUUUGGUAUUCGUUUUAGCCUGGUUUCUGCUUUUCUGUUGGUGGCAAUUCGAGCAGCUAGUUUUCUGUCAAAUAGUUAUAUUUUGGCAGAAGGAAGAGUUGCAAGCUUUCUUUUGUCGACUGCUGGCAUUCUCAGAUUAUGGUGUUCAAUCAGCAACUGGAAGUUUCCAACUUAUGAACUUUUGCUUCUUUUUCUAAACACCAUUAUCAGACAUGGCAUAGUUGCUGGAAUGUUAAAGGAGACUUCUGGUUCCACCUCUUUAUUUACAUUCUACAAAUUUAUUUUCCAUACUGAUGAGAAAGAUCCUAUGUUGAUAGUUUUGACAUACAGUUUACCCAUAAUCUCACUAUCCAUUUUAGCAAUCAUGAUUUCUAGGUUCCUUUCUGCAACAUCUUCUCGGAUGUGCUAUAGAUAUAUCCUCUUUAUUGGAACCAUAUGUAGCUAUGUUCUCAUAUCAUUACAUUGGGUCUCAGAGGGCGGGUUGAUGCCCAGUUUCACAUUUUUGCAAUAUAUUGGGAAGAACUUAGCCCCUCGGCUAGUUUAUGCUAUUGGAUUUGGACUUCUAGUUCCAUCAGUUCUCUCUCAGUUUCUUGUCAAUGGUAUGAAAAAGUCAACAGAAAACCUAUCAAUUUCAGCUCUGGGUUUGGUUUCUUCAUGGAGCUCAACCAUCAUUAUUCUACUGGGAAAGCAAGGUCCUUUUGCUGUUUUGAUUUUUGUAAGCGGAGCAUGGUGUAUAGUAAGAUCAUCGAGGUUAGAAUCCAAGAGAAGGGAUUUGGGAGUCUUGAUCAUUGAUCCUACAACUGUUAUUCAAUGGAGCCUUUUAGCUGUCUGUUUAUUCUUCUACACUGGUCAUUGGUGUGCAUUUGAUGGCUUGCGGUAUGGUGCAGCUUUUAUUGGAUUUGAUCAUUUCAAUAUCAUCCGUCAAGGUUUUCUACUGGCAAUAGAUACUUUUGGUGUCUCCCACAUCCUUCCUAUUCUUGGUAUUCCAUUUAUUGUCAUACUCAAGUUGCAGAAUAGUAAUAAAAGAGUGUCUGUGGAUAAUAUAUUCCUCAGCUUGACUCAGGUAUUCUUAAUUUACGGGCUUAUAACUUCUACAACCACCACUCUGACGAUCGUAUGCGUUGCAAUUCAAAGAAGGCAUCUAAUGGUUUGGGGAUUAUUUGCACCAAAAUAUGUCUUCGAUGCAAUCGGCCUUCUUCUAACAGACGUAUUAAUUCUCAUGGCUUCUCUAUACUACUACUGACAAGGCAUUGCUAUAUUUUGCAAAAACUAAAACAAAAAAAAAACAUUCAGAAAUUUCUUUAUUCACUCUAGAGAAACUAGAUCAGUUAUUAAUUGGAUCAUUUUGUAAGUGAGGCUCCAUAUGAAAACAAAUUCUGAAAACAAACAAACAUUUGUAAAUGAUUUUUUUUUUUCGAAAAGGAAUUUUUGGUUGAUGUUUAUUGUUUUGAUUAAA
Messenger RNA from Zingiber officinale, 3214 nucleotides. RefSeq names its product GPI ethanolamine phosphate transferase 3-like. Gene Ontology annotation, cellular component: endoplasmic reticulum membrane. Gene Ontology annotation, molecular function: mannose-ethanolamine phosphotransferase activity. The record is from RefSeq and is a predicted model, not a curated record. NCBI's taxonomy places the organism in Eukaryota, Viridiplantae, Streptophyta, Magnoliopsida, Zingiberales, Zingiberaceae. The transcript is spliced from 20 exons. Bases 104 to 3001 code for a protein of 965 amino acids. Gene Ontology annotation, biological process: GPI anchor biosynthetic process.